GUGUCCGACCUGCCCCUGGCUGUUCCUGCGCGUCUUACUCGCCUCGGCCUGUCGGAGGUUGUGAACCAUCUCCUGGAGCACGACGAGCCGCGUGCCUUUGACUUCCUCAUCGAUGGCGAGCUGCUCCGCUCAUCGUUAGAGGAGCACCUGCGCAGCAAGGGGCUCUCCCUUGAAGAGGUCGUCAUUGUGGAGUACUUCCUGGUCCCAAAGAAACCAGAGCACACGGAAGAUAAGCCGCACGAGGAUUGGGUAGCCGGCAUCGCCAUCUCUUCCUCCUCCAGCGUUCUUACCGCCUCCUACGACAAGACAGGACGGAUAUGGGAGGAAGGCGCUGACGGGCAUGCAGCGGUCACGCUCCUUGGGCACGAGGACAGCGCGACAUGCUGCACGUGGGUGGAGGAACAAGGGGAGGGGAGCACUCGAUUCGCCAUCACCGGCAGCAAAGAUUACUCCCUGCUAGCCUUCGCCGUCCCCAAGGGCACGGGCGGGGGGCAGAGCAUGCAGCCUUGCUUCCGCUUCAGAGGGCACGAGGGGGCCGUCCAGGCGGUCGCCUGCAGAGACUCGUUGCUGUGCAGCGCGUCCUGGGACAAGACGAUCAAGAUCUGGCCGAUGCCGACGGAGAAGGAGCUGGAGGAGCUGGCGGGGAACUCAGGGGAGGCGAUCAGCCAGACCGGGAAGAGAAGCAAGGGAGAGGAGGGGAAGCAGGCGGUGAACAUGAAGGACCGGGGGUGUCUGAGCACGUUGGUGGGGCACACGCAGGCAGUGACAGGGGUGGAGGUGGGAGGGAGACAGGAGAUCGUGUCGGGAGGAUGGGACCACACGGUCAAGUCAUGGGAUGCUGAGAAGCAGCAGUGCCUGACCAACUUGACCUCCAACUCAGCCGUCAAUGGCGUCGCCAUCUCCCUCUCCGGCCUCUUUGCCUCCGCCCACGCCGAUCGCGCCGUCCGCGUCUGGGACCCUCGAGCUGGGGCUCUGGUGAGGAAGUCGCUGGCGUCGCACAAGGGAUGGGUGAACGCAGUCAGCUGGAGUCCGAGCUCGGAGCAUCAUCUUGUCUCCUGCUCUCAUGAUCACACCAUCAAGCUCUGGGACUUUCGCUCUUCUGUCCCUCUUCACACCAUCGCCGCUCAUGACGGGAAGGCGCUCUGCGUGAGCUGG
Messenger RNA from Guillardia theta CCMP2712, 1155 nucleotides. RefSeq lists its product as hypothetical. The annotation marks the transcript as partial. The record is from RefSeq and is a predicted model, not a curated record. NCBI's taxonomy places the organism in Eukaryota, Cryptophyceae, Pyrenomonadales, Geminigeraceae. Gene Ontology annotation, molecular function: protein binding. Gene Ontology annotation, cellular component: preribosome, large subunit precursor. The transcript is spliced from 2 exons.